Molecule: messenger RNA, 4071 nt
Organism: Stomoxys calcitrans (stable fly)
Lineage: Eukaryota; Metazoa; Arthropoda; Insecta; Diptera; Muscidae
Gene: bdl
Product: protein borderless
Exons: 8
Coding region: 1199-3388 (729 amino acids)
Biological process (GO): axon guidance; homophilic cell-cell adhesion; dendrite self-avoidance
Cellular component (GO): axon; plasma membrane
Molecular function (GO): cell-cell adhesion mediator activity
Source: RefSeq, a predicted model, not a curated record
AUUUUAGUUUAGUUGUGGUUUAGUAAUCAGAGCGAUCGGUACGUUCGUUGUUUGUACUGAAUAGAAAACGGAAGGCUGGAAAAACGACGACCCAAACUCAAACCAAAUGGAAAUUUAAGUGAAAAUUUUCGCCCCCCCGAAAACACUACUCGGUCAACUACAAAAAAAAAAGAGCCAAAAGUGACAAAGCUUUCAGUUUGGUCAGACAGACAUUUUGCUGAGUGCAAGAUUCAAAUUAACUCAAAUAGAUUUGAGAUUGAAACGUUUUAAGCGAGUUAAGAGAUAUCAUCACCAACAAAAAAAAGAAAAACAUCACAUCACAUUUGACCUGAUUUUUGGUGCUUUCUUUUAGUAUGUGUCCGGUCUCGAAACGAAUUAAUAGCGAAGCCAAAAAGGAAUUCAUUCUUAUGUGAAGUGAACAUAAUUCAAAAAUUCCUACAAGAAAAAAAAUAAACAAGCAAAAAUUUUUACGAAAAAAAAUCCAAUUCAAUUCAAUUAAGAAAGGCAAAACAAAACCUACCAAAAAAAAAUCUGCAUUUAAUAGAUUCGCAUACUUGUUCUGCGUUUGUGCCCAGCAAACCAGCACUUUAAUGAACGAAAGAAUUUUGUUAAUUAAUCAAAAGUUCUCCUCUCAUAAUUGUACACGAAAAAGAGCAGCAGCUUUUAACCACAUUAUUAAUUUAAACGUUAUUAAAUUAAUUUAAUUAGAAAAAUACCAAGUCAUUAGAAACACUCAUACACACUCACACAGCUACUCGGCCACACUCACACAAACAUAAGGCAACAACUUUUUAAGGGAACAUUCCCAAAACCCAAGGAAAAGUAAAAUCCACAAAGUAAAUGUCUUGCUCUCCCUAAAAAAAAAAAAAAAAAACAGUGUCGUGCGCCAAGUAUUUAAUUUAAUUGAAAUCCACAAAAAAGGAAGAAACAAAAGUUUCUUAAACGAAAAUUAAAAAGAAAACACGAAAUUUAAUGCAUUUUAGUUAAGAAACAGAAAAGAAGAAAAAAACAAAGCCAGCAUACAAGAAAAACCACAUCCAAUCAUUUGUGUUGCAAAACCCCCUCGCAAGGAAUACCAGAAAUCUAAACUGCCAAGCGCAAGACGCUAAACUACGGUGUAAAAAACCAAACAAACAAACUCACCUCUACUCGGUCGUCUUCCCAGCAGUCAGUCCACUCUGCUCACAAUCACAUCGCCAUGAGACAACGUAAACUGAUAUUAUGCCACAAUGCCUAUGGAUUUUUAGUUCUAUUUUCUUCAUUGCUUUUCAUUUUAAUGAGCAUAUCCUGUGUCGCUGUAUCAGGUGCACGCCAUGAUCGCCAGAAAACAUCACAUUUGGAGGCCAAGGUUGGCUCAUAUGUAGUCUUCAAUUGUUACAUUGAUUUUCCCUACGAUCUGCCCAUACCCUAUGUGGUCCACUGGAGCAAAGAUGAUAAACGCAUCUUUACAUGGUUUGAAGGCGAAACAUCUGCAAAUGACCUGUAUAGUGGACGCCUACAUCUCAUUACGAACAAUGAGGAAUAUGGUAAAGCAAGUGCAAACCUUACUUCGAUACGUGAGUCGGAUCAGGGUUGGUAUCACUGCCAAAUUGUUUUUCCCAAUCGUACACCAAGUGUACGGAACAAUGGUACCUGGUUCCAUCUAUCAGUACAAGGUGGUUCCCUAAUAAAAAUACCCCCAGUGAAUCAGACAAUUAUGGAGGGACAAACAGCAUUCUUUCACUGCGUGAUGAAAUACCCCAAUUCAUCGGAGACAUCAUGGUACAAAGACGGUGUCCUCUUGCAAGAGAUACCUGACCUAAUGCGGCGCUCUCGUCUCAGUCCACAGGGAAGUUUGAGCAUUGAUCCGACAAUGAUGAGCGACAAUGGCGAAUAUGAAUGCUCCGUGCGCAGCAAUGAGGAUGAAAUACAAACCGCCAAAUCAUUUCUGAAUAUCCAGUAUAAGGCUAAAGUGAUUUAUGCACCACCUGAGGUAUAUCUGCCAUAUGGUCAACCGGCCGUGCUUGAUUGUCAUUUUCGCGCUAAUCCCCCCCUAAAGAAUCUAAGAUGGGAAAAGGAUGGCCUGCUCUUCGACUCGUAUAAUGUGCCUGGUGUAUUCUACAAAAUGAAUGGCAGCCUGUUCUUCUCCAAAGUGGACGAAUCACAUGCGGGCAGUUAUACGUGCACACCAUACAAUGACCUGGGCACGGAUGGACCAUCGCCUGUCAUUAAUGUAAUUGUUUUGCGACCACCAAUAUUCACAAUAACACCAAAAGCAAUUUACAUACAGAAAUUAGGCGAAUCAACGCAUAUGACAUGCCAGGCCAUUGAUAGGGAUGGCAGUAAUCAUCCAUCGAUUGAAUGGAAAAGGAAAGAUGGUCAACCUUUGCCUUCGGAUCGAGCAAUUGUAGAUGAUGGUAACCUCACUUUAACUGGUCUCACCGAAGCAGAUCGUGGUAUCUAUGAAUGCGUUGCUGCAAAUGAAGCAGCCACGAUAACAGCUGAAACGGAACUCAUGAUAGAGAAUAUAGCUCCCAGGCCACCAUUUAAUUUAACAGCCAAUAGCACAGAGACUUCCAUAACUGUGCGAUGGCAACCAGGAUAUUUGCGGCCCAAUCUCGAAUAUACUGUCUGGUAUCGUCUAACGGAUGCUCCCGAAUGGCGCACCAUGCGUAUUAUCCAGAAGAAUGUCAUGGAGGCUACCAUACCGCAUCUGCUACCGGGUCGCGAAUACGAAUUUAUGGUCCUGAGUCAGGAUAAAUAUGGCGAUGGCAUGUUCAGUAAACAAUUUCGAUUUGCAACACAACCGUCGUCAACGCAAGCUGCUGGUUCGGAGCAGGAUAACAUCGAAGGCGACCUCUCGUCUGUGCAACAAUCACAGCAACGUGUUAACUACCCAUCAUCGAGUGGCGGCAGCCUAAGUGCUCCAUGGAAUUUAAGUGCCAUUAAUAACCAGCAAGGAUGGCUGUUACACUGGGAGCAGCCAUUGCAUGGCAUGGACAUGUUGCGCCUGUACACGGUGCGCUGGUGGAAGGAGCCCGAACAUCAUCUGGUUGGCACAGUCGAAACUUUUGACAAUUUCUAUCAAUUGCGGCAUUUGAAAGAGGAUUCAACAUUCACCAUUCAAGUGCUGGCCAUUUCGAUGGACGGUGCCCAAGUGCCGGGCAGUGAAUUACGCAUUGAAGUGCCAUCACAUCGUAAAAUGCGCGCCCUACUAAUUGGCAGCUCGAUUGGCAUAGCAUUCCUGUUGUGUGCCCUUGUCGCCUUUUUGUAUGUGAAACGCAAUUGCCUGCGCCAUUUAUUUAGCGGCACGGUGAUGGAUGAGGGCGAUGAUGGCGGCAGCACAAUGGAAGAUGGCGGUGACAGCGAUUCCAAUAGCCAUGACAUAGAGAAGAUACACAAUACCUGAGUAUACGAGAUAACGUGGCGGUUUCGUAAUUAAUACAUAAAAUCAAUUAAUUGUGAAAGGCUAUUUUUCGUUACCCACCAUCACCACCACCACCACCAUCAGAAUCAUCACCUCCCUUGACCAUCCCUGCAAUAUCCUUCCAUGUCAUUGCAAUUCCUCUAUGCAAACAUGUCAACGAUUGAUUUUGUCAGUCUGCUGCCAUUUCCGUUGCUGUCCUCUCGCCUUGAUGGACGGACAGCUUGAACCUGCAGUUGCAGCGGCCACAGGUGCCAACCGCCCAUUUGUAUUAUUCCGGAUGCCCCACGUUAACGUUGUUUAAAAAAAUGUUGCCGCUUUUGUUUAACUCGUUUAUUUUUUGCCAUAAGAACACUCUCUUUGUAAGCUUGCCAUUUAAGAGAUUUUUAAAUAAGUUUUAUUUUUUUGUUGGUUUGAGUGACUUUAAAGCCAUUAUCGUCAUUAUCGCCAUUCUGAACAUUUUUAUUUUUCUAUGUAUUUAUUUGCCCCAUAUUCUUCUUUAGCAGUAUUAAGAUUGAUGCUAUUAAACCAUGCACUGGGAAUCAUUGCAAGUUUAGUCUCCCAUGAAACAUGAAAGGUAUAUUUAAAUUAACGAAAUAAUCUGCAAUUAAUUCGAAACUAAUUUAAUAAAAAUAAGUUGAAAAUAAAAUGGAAAUGUAACAUUUAAA